AUGGUGAUCAGUGCCGCUUCCGAUGCUGUAAAGUGCAGGAUGUUUCCGGCUACGUUUAAAGGCACUGCCAUGGCAUGGUUCACAACACUGCCCCGAGGAUCAAUCACGAAUUUCCGUGACUUCUCAUCUAAGUUCCUAGUCCAAUUCUCGGCAAGCAAGACCAAACAAGUGACGAUCGAGGAUUUAUACAAUGUACGCCAGUCCGAGGGCGAGACUCUGAAGCAGUACGUGAAACGGUUUAGCGCCGCGUCAGUAAAAAUUGAGGAGUCAGAGCCAAAUGCCUGUGCCCGUGCCUUCAAGAACGGUUUGCAACCUGGGAAGCUAGAUAGCAAGUUGAGUCGCAAGCCGGCCCGAUCAAUGGCUGAGAUUCAGGCGAGAGCAAACACCUACAUACUCGAUGAGGAGGAUGAUGCUUUUAAGCGAAGGCGCACGAAGGUAGAGAAAGAUGGCGAUCAGAGGGAUGCAUCGCCAGAAGACAAGCCGAGCAAAGAGAAAGCGGAAGGGAGCAAGAGACGAGACAGAAAGGUGCGUACGAGUGAAAAAGUGCCGAGAGAACCAUUGUAUCCCAAAAAGGAGAAUUUUGAGCGCCGCCGACCCUGGCAUCAAGCCGACUCUCGUCGGCGAGAGGAGUCAGGGAAAAUUUUGAGUGCGCAUCUGACGGAGCUGCUGCGUGAGGUUAAGGCGACACACGCAGUUGAGGAAGGCAAGAAGGAGGCAGGCUCGCCCCGGGCAACGUUAGAUAAGACAAAAUGGUGCGGGUACCACCGCUCGGCAGGACAUGACACUGGGGACUGCUUUACUCUAAAGAAUGAAAUUGAGAGGCUCAUCAGAGCAGGGCGAUCACAGCUGGGUGACCGUGGUGAUCGCUGGAGCGGGGAGCGACAACGAGGAAACCAGUAUUAUGGGUCCCACCAGCAGGAUGAUCGUAGACGGGAAGAUCGCCGCCGUACCCCAAGCGCUGACAAAAAGGAAACACUGGCCACACGGAAAAAAGGGGCAGAGGAAACCUUCAAUAAGGACCUUGAGCCGCCGGUUGGAACGAUAAAUACGAUUGCAAGUGGUUUCGGUGGAGGCGGGGAAACAACUUCGACGAGAAGAAGGCACGUCAGGGCAGUAACGUCGGUACAACAAUAUGAGAUCCCUUUCGGUUUCCAACAUCCCGACAUCGUGAUAUCAUCGGCGGAUUUCGAAGGAAUAAAGACGCACAAGGAUGAUCCGGUAGUUGUCAUGAUAAGGAUAAACAGCUUCAAUGUGCGACGAGUUCUUCUAGAUCAGGGAAGCUCUGCUGACAUCAUUUAUGGGGAUGCGUUUGAUCAGCUGGGAUUGACGGAUAAAGAUCUGAUGCCUUACACUGGGACGUUGGUAGGUUUCUCGGGCGAGCAGGUAUGGGUACGAGGGUAUAUCGAUUUGGACACAAUCUUUGGUGUCGAUGAGAAUGUCAAACUUUUUCGUGUGAGGUACCUAGUGUUGCAGGUUGUGGCUUCAUACAACGUCAUCAUUGGGAGAAACACACUCAACCGCCUUUGCGCAGUAAUUUCGACAGCUCACUUAGCGGUGAAAUACCCGUUGAUGUGCGGAAGAGUGGGGAAGAUCGUGGUGGACCAGAGAAAGGCAAGAGAAUGCUACAACAACUGCCUUAGCAUGUACGGAAAGAAAAAAGCUGGCGAGGGACACAAGUGCCACGAGGUUGAGAUUUUAGGAGACAAACAAGACGGGUUGAGCGGGCAGAAGUAG
This is a messenger RNA of Lotus japonicus, 1734 nucleotides long. RefSeq lists its product as uncharacterized. Lineage: Eukaryota; Viridiplantae; Streptophyta; Magnoliopsida; Fabales; Fabaceae. Bases 1 to 1734 code for a protein of 577 amino acids. The transcript has a single exon. The record is from RefSeq and is a predicted model, not a curated record.